Gracilinanus agilis (Agile Gracile Mouse Opossum) is the source of this 2268-nucleotide messenger RNA. It is a transcript of the gene COL21A1, whose product is annotated as collagen type XXI alpha 1 chain. Gene Ontology annotation, cellular component: basement membrane. The record is from RefSeq and is a predicted model, not a curated record. Lineage: Eukaryota; Metazoa; Chordata; Mammalia; Didelphimorphia; Didelphidae. Bases 1 to 2268 code for a protein of 755 amino acids. The transcript has 27 exons.
AUGGCUCAACACACAAAAUAUCUUCAAGUAAUUCUCAUUCUGUUGCUUCAGGAUUUUGCAUUUGCUGAAGAUGGUGAAAUAAGAUCAAAAUCUGUUUGUCCAACACGAAUUCCAGUAGCAGCCCGAGAUGAGAAGGGAUUUGACAUUCUUUUAGGGUUGGGUGUGAAGAAGAAAGUAAAGAAAAGGAUUCAGCUUUCACCAACCAAGAUGAAAGCAUAUGAAGUAACUUCACAAGUUGAUUUGUCAGAACUCACAAGCAAUGUUUUCCCAGAAGGACUUCCUCCUUCAUAUGUUUAUGUCUCUACUCAGAGGUUUAAAGUAAAGAAAAAGUGGGACUUAUGGAGAAUCGUUACCAGUGAUGGAAGACCACAAAUUGCUGUAACCUUAAAUGGAGCAGAAAAAACUCUGUCAUUUACUACCACCAGCAUAAUGAAUGGCACUCAAGUUGUCAUUUUUGCAGAAUCUGAUGUUAAGACUUUAUUUGAUGAAGGCUGGCAUCAAAUUCGCCUCUUAGUAACCGAAAAGGAUGUCACUUUAUAUAUUGAUGAUCAACAAAUAAAGAGCAAGUCACUGCAUCCAGUUUUAGGUAUUUAUGUCAGUGGCCAAACCCAAAUAGGGAAAUACUCUGGGAAAGAGGAAACUGUCCAGUUUGAUGUCCAAAAACUCAGAAUCUACUGUGAUCCAGAACAAAACAACCGUGAAACAGCUUGUGAAAUCCCUGGAUUUAAUGGAGAGUGCCUGAAUGGUCCCAGUGAUGUAGGCUCUACACCAGCUCCCUGUGUGUGUCCACCAGGAAAACCAGGACUCCAAGGCCCCAAAGGAGACCCUGGACAACCUGGGAAUCAUGGUUAUCCAGGACAGCCUGGUCAAGAUGGUAAGCCUGGAUAUCAAGGAAUUUCAGGGAGUCCAGGCAUUCCAGGAUCACCAGGAAUACAAGGAGCCCGUGGGUUACCAGGUUACAAAGGAGAACCAGGAAGAGCUGGUGUUAAGGGUGAUCGUGGAGUUCCUGGUUUUCCUGGUCAACAUGGGAUGCCAGGAUCAAAGGGUGAAAUGGGCCCCAAAGGAGAAAAAGGAUCACCUGGAUAUUAUGGGAAAAAGGGUGCAAAAGGUGAAAAAGGAAAUACUGGCUUUCCUGGUCUUCCUGGACGUUCUGGGGAACCUGGGAGAGAUGGAAAAGAUGGCUUAACAGGCAUUCCUGGAUUCAAGGGAAUACCUGGAUUUCCUGGAAGUAGAGGAUUAAUUGGACAAAAGGGAGAAAUUGGGCCUCCUGGACCACAAGGAAAGAAAGGAGCACCUGGGUUAAAUGGUUUAAUGGGACUUGAAGGAUCACCUGGCCAGCCAGGAACACCUGGGUUGAAGGGAAAUAAAGGUGAACCUGGAAAUCAAGGAAUAACUGGACCUCCUGGAGUCAAGGGAGAACAAGGAAUAUCAGGCUCACCAGGAGACCCAGGAUACCCAGGCUUACCUGGGACACCAGGAAAAAAAGGUGACAGCGGAAACCAAGGUGAAAAAGGUCUUCAGGGCCAAAAGGGAGAAAAUGGAAGAUCAGGGGAUCCAGGACAACAGGGAAUUCCAGGCCAACAUGGAACAAAAGGAGAGAAGGGUGAAAAGGGAGACCCUGGCAGUCGAGGUGCCAGUGGGCCUAAAGGAGAAUCAGGGAUGGAUGGCUUAAUUGGGCCUAUUGGUCCAAGAGGACAACAUGGAGAAACAGGCCCUCGAGGACCUCCUGGAUUAGAUGGGAAACCUGGGAGAGAAUUUUCAGAACAGUUCAUACGGCAAGUUUGCACAGAUGUUUUGAGAGCCCAGUUACCGGUCUUACUUCAUAGUGGAAGACUGCAAAACUGUGACCACUGUCAGUCCCAAAAUGGUUCCCCUGGCCUUCCUGGACCACCAGGUCCAAUGGGACCAGAAGGCCCUAGAGGAUUUCCUGGGUUGCCAGGGAGAGAUGGUGUUCCUGGACUAAUGGGAACUCCUGGACACCCAGGUGCUCGAGGGCUAAAAGGACAACCAGGAAGAAAUGGGGCAAAGGGUAACCAAGGGUUUGGGCAUCCAGGAGAACGAGGUCCCCCAGGCCCUCCAGGUCCUGAGGGUCCUCCUGGAAUUAGCAAAGAAGGUCAUCCUGGAGAACCAGGGCUACCUGGCAAAGAUGGAGACCCUGGGAAUCCUGGAAUACAAGGACCAACAGGACCUCCUGGAAUCUGUGAUCCGUCUUUAUGUUUCAGUGUGAUUGUUGGAAGGGAUCCAUUUAGAAAAGGGCCAAACUAUUAA